CUAGAGUUGGAUUUUAGGGUUUUUGAAUCUUGAGAACGAAGAUGUGUUCGUUAUCGAUGCAAUUCUCGCUCUUGCAAUCACCAUCUCGACCUUCUUCGUCUUUUUUAGCCAACCAUGAACCUAAACUCUCUACUUCUUCCUCCUCUGUGAGCUUCCCCUUGAAGACUUGGAAGAGUACCGGAAGUGGGAAUUUGAUGGUUCUAAGAGUUAAAGCUUAUGGUUCUUCUUCUUCUGAUUCCUCUCCAGAGUCUAAUGGCACUCGGCCCAAAAGCAGGAGGGAUAUUCUACUGGAGUAUGUUCAGAAUGUGAAGCCUGAGUUCAUGGAGAUGUUCGUUAAACGUGCCCCUAAACAUGUGGUUGAUGCAAUGAGACAAACUGUGACGAAUAUGAUUGGAACUCUGCCACCGCAGUUUUUUGCGGUUACUGUCACCUCUGUUGCUGAGAAUCUUGCACAGCUGAUGAUGAGCGUAUUGAUGACUGGAUAUAUGUUUAGAAAUGCUCAGUAUCGUCUUGAAUUGCAACAAAGUUUGGAGCAGGUUGCUCUUCCUGAACCACGUGAUCAAAAGGGGGGUGAUGAAGACUAUGCACCUGGAACUCAAAAGAACGUUUCAGGGGAAGUAAUUAGGUGGAAUAAUAUUUCUGGUCCUGAGAAAAUUGAUGCAAAAAAGUAUAUCGAGCUUCUAGAAGCGGAGAUCGAAGAACUCAACCGUCAAGAGCUUACAAGCACUGCAGGCGAAGAUGUUGCUGUAGCCAUGAAUACAUUUGUCAAGAGGCUUCUAGCUGUGUCAGACCCAAAUCAAAUGAAGACGAAUGUGACAGAGACAAGCGCAGCGGACCUUGCAAAAUUGUUGUAUUGGUUAAUGGUAGUUGGAUAUAGCAUUCGCAAUAUCGAGGUUAGGUUUGAUAUGGAACGUGUGCUUGGUACUCAACCGAAGCUUGCAGAGCUGCCUCCUGGUGAAAUUAUUUGAACACUGUAAUGAAUAAAACCGGGGGCUUUUU
This is a messenger RNA of Arabidopsis arenosa, 999 nucleotides long. The record is from the annotation of a GenBank genome assembly. Lineage: Eukaryota; Viridiplantae; Streptophyta; Magnoliopsida; Brassicales; Brassicaceae.